Momordica charantia (bitter melon) is the source of this 1912-nucleotide messenger RNA. Its product is annotated as glucan endo-1,3-beta-glucosidase 2. Gene Ontology annotation, biological process: carbohydrate metabolic process. Lineage: Eukaryota; Viridiplantae; Streptophyta; Magnoliopsida; Cucurbitales; Cucurbitaceae. The record is from RefSeq and is a predicted model, not a curated record. Gene Ontology annotation, molecular function: hydrolase activity, hydrolyzing O-glycosyl compounds.
UUUCCCCUGGUUUUAACUUGGUCACACUCAUUCUGUCCUUCACUGAUUCCCCCUCUCUUUUCCAGUUUUGGGUUCUUUAAGCUCCUCUGGUGCCUCCCUGUGAAGCAAGGCGCUGAGGGCUAUGGAGUAUCAAAUGGGUGUUUCAUUUCUCCUCAUGGUUUUCUCUCUUUUGUCUCUUCAGGCAACCGCUGAAGAUGUAUUUGUUGGUGUGAAUAUAGGAACUGAUCUUUCAGUUAUGCCUCACCCGACACAAGUGGUGACCCUUCUGAAAGCCCAACAGAUUCGACAUGUUCGAUUAUACGAGGCCGAUGGUGCAAUGCUGAUGGCCCUUGCGAACACAGGCAUUCAAGUUAUGGUAACUGUCCCCAAUGAACAGAUUUUAGGGAUUGGCCAAUCAAACGCCACUGCAGCUAACUGGGUUAAUCACAAUGUCAUAGCACAUUACCCAGCUACUAACAUCACGGCCAUUUCUGUUGGCUCUGAGGUUCUAACAACUCUUCCUAAUGCAGCUAAAAUUCUUGUUAAUGCCCUGAAGUACAUUCACUCAGCUCUUGUUGCAGCCAACCUUGACCACCAGAUCAAGGUCUCUACGCCUCUUUCUUCUUCAAUUAUUCUCGAUUCAUUCCCACCUUCUCAAGCGUUCUUCAACUCGUCGUUGAGUUCUGUGAUAGUCCCCCUGCUUGGUUUCUUGCAGUCCACCAACUCCUUCCUUAUGCUCAAUGUGUAUCCCUACUAUGACUAUAUGCAAUCUGAUGGCUUUAUUUUGUUGGAUUAUGCACUCUUAAAGCCUCUCCCUUCGAACAAAGAAGCGGUUGAUUCCAACACGCUUCUUCGAUACUCCAAUGUUUUUGAUGCUAUGGUUGAUGCUGCCUACUCUGCCAUGGCUUCUCUUAAUUUCACUAACAUACCCAUUGUAGUUUCAGAAACUGGCUGGCCAUCAAAAGGUGGCUCUAAUGAGCCAGAUGCGACCUUGGAAAAUGCAAACACUUACAAUAGCAACUUAAUUAGGCAUGUGCUGAACAAAACUGGAACUCCUAAGCAUCCAGGGAUUGCUGUUAGUACUUACAUUUAUGAGCUCUAUAAUGAGGACAUGAAACCUGGGCCAAUCUCAGAGAAGAAUUGGGGAUUGUUUGAUGCAAGUGGAAGGCCUAUAUACAUUCUGCGCUUGACAGGGUCAGGACUUGUGUUAGCCAAUGAUACGAUGAACCCGACGUACUGUUCUGCAAAAGAUGGUGCUGACCCAAAGAUGCUGCAGGCUGCAUUGGAUUGGGCAUGUGGACCUGGCAGGGUGGAUUGUUCAGCUUUGCUUCAAGGGCAGCCAUGCUACGAACCUGACAAUGUGAUGGCUCAUGCAUCAUACGCUUUCAAUACUUAUUAUCAUCAAAUGGGGAAGGCAUCGGGUUCAUGUGACUUCAAUGGGGUGGCUGCAGUUACAACCUCAAAUCCAAGCCAUGGAUCCUGCUCUUUUUCAGAAAGUGUCGGGAGGAAUGGCACCAUGGCAAACAUCACAGCCCCAUCAAUGAACUCCACAAAUUCAGAAUCUUCUGCAAGCGAUCUUGGGCAUAAUAUUUUGAGUUGCGCAGUUAUGAUGGUUGGAGCUCUGCUUGGAACUUCCAUUUGGUUGUAGAGAAGAUGUGCAUUAGAAGUGCUUUUGCAAUUUUUGCUUCUUUUUUUUUUUUUUUUUUCUUUUUUCUUUUGGAUGAUCCAUUAGUGGGGUGAGUUAUGUUCUCUCUCGCAGAGUGGUGAUCUGGUUAGUUUUAGGCUAUUCUCUCUCCUUCCAUUCAAUUUUGUACAAGCCAAGAUGGAGUUGUGGAGAAUUGGAAUUGUAUUAGGCUAUUGUUAUUAGCUCUUCUAAACUGAAACUGAUGUAACAUUUUUUCCUUCUGCUUUGGAAAUCAGGGCUUUAUUAUUA